AUCUGUUGGUCACACUCACUCACAGUGGCAGACCAGACACACCACACUCUUAGAUACUCACCGACUUUUCUAUCACACACAAAUCUGUUCUGAUAUUUAUUGAAAUAUAAUUAUUUUUUACUGAUUUAACUAAACAGAUCUGGAUAUACGUUUUGGUUGACUACUGGGCCGAGGAGGGGUCAUGGAUCCAAUUGUGGAAGUAGUGGCUUUGCUGCUGGGGUUCAUUGGUUGGGUGUUGGUGGGGAUCGCGCUGCCAAACCGUUAUUGGAAGACGUCCACCGUCGACGGGAAUGUCAUCACCACCUCCACCAUCUAUGAAAACCUGUGGAUGUCUUGUGCGACCGAUUCGACGGGGGUACAUAACUGCAGGGAGUUCCCGUCACUGCUCGCUUUGAGUGGUUACAUCCAAGCGUCUCGUGCCUUGAUGAUUACAGCAAUUGUGUUGGGCACCUUUGGACUACUGGGGGCCCUGAUAGGAGUACAGUGUUCGAAGGCUGGAGGGGAAAACUAUCUUCUUAAAGGGAGGAUUGCUGGCACCGCUGGGGUCCUUUUCAUACUUCAAGGUGUGUGCACAAUGGUGUCAGUGUCCUGGUACGCCUUCAACAUCACUCAGGAAUUCUUUGACCCUUUCUAUCCUGGGAUAAGGUAUGAAAUAGGAGAAGGACUUUACAUCGGCUGGUGUUCCGCUGUGCUCGCCAUCGCUGGAGGAGCUUGUCUUACCUGCUCCUGCAAAUUUGGGACAGAGGAAAAAUACCCUUUGCCUUAUCAGACCAGGGGAACUGUUUAUUCUGGAGCUGCACCGACCAGAAGCGUGGCUGCUAGCACUUAUGGACGAAAUGCUUACGUUUGAGCAAAGAUAUGAAAAUGUAAAGAAAAAAAAAAUCAAAUCUCUUACAAAUGAACUUUUUUAUCACCUCAGUUUUUGGUGACUCAUCUGAAAUGCUCAGUUUUUACACUUAAGAUGGACCUUCUUUUUCCCGCAAGUAUGUGGAAAAGGUCCAUCAAAUGUAUUGUAUAUAUAAUCGCAAUAUCAAGUAUGUAUUCUGUUAAAAAUUAUAGCAUUGUAAUGAUAGCAUUGAAGUUGUAAAAGUUGUAAAAAGCUCACUUUGUCACCACGCACACAUACUGUAUGAUUGCAAUGAUUCUAUUUAUGUUUUCCCGAUGAUGUUGCACAAAUACAUCAACAUACAGUCACUUAUUUUCCAAAGGAAUCCAAUCAUUCGAUGAUCUGCAGACACACUUCUAGACAUUUGUAAGGGGAAGGUCAAAACUAUGAUAAUCCAGAUAUUUGUGUGUGUUGUUUUGUACAGUUUUAUAGAUAGUACAUGUGAAAAGAGGGUGGAGGACAAGUUAUCUUCAUUUUCUUGGUUUUUGUUUGUUUGUUUUUCUACAAUUGUGCACAAUAAAAUGUGUAAACAUUUCA
This is a messenger RNA of Morone saxatilis (striped sea-bass), 1423 nucleotides long. RefSeq names its product claudin 15a (gene cldn15a). Gene Ontology annotation, molecular function: structural molecule activity. The transcript has 5 exons. NCBI's taxonomy places the organism in Eukaryota, Metazoa, Chordata, Actinopteri, Moronidae. Gene Ontology annotation, cellular component: bicellular tight junction; plasma membrane. The coding region runs from base 182 to 850 and encodes 222 amino acids. Gene Ontology annotation, biological process: bicellular tight junction assembly; cell adhesion. The record is from RefSeq and is a predicted model, not a curated record.